Dissoconium aciculare CBS 342.82 is the source of this 2913-nucleotide messenger RNA. RefSeq names its product transcription elongation factor Spt5. Gene Ontology annotation, cellular component: DSIF complex. Gene Ontology annotation, molecular function: protein binding; mRNA binding. The coding region runs from base 1 to 2913 and encodes 970 amino acids. The record is from RefSeq and is a predicted model, not a curated record. Gene Ontology annotation, biological process: regulation of transcription by RNA polymerase II; transcription elongation by RNA polymerase II; regulation of DNA-templated transcription elongation. NCBI's taxonomy places the organism in Eukaryota, Fungi, Ascomycota, Dothideomycetes, Mycosphaerellales, Dissoconiaceae. The transcript has 2 exons.
AUGAGCAACAUCAUGAAUCAGGACUUUCCCGACAAUGAAGAGGAUGAAGAGGAUGACUUUAAUCCUCAACCUGAAAUCGCCUCUGAUGACGAGGUAGACGCCAAGGACGGCGGAAACAAUGAUGAGGACGAUGAGGACGAUGUUCCGAAGAACAGGUCCCGAUCCGAUGCCAAACGUGAGCCCAAGAGUGGACUUGCGCAGAACGAUGGCCAAGAUGACGAGAACGAGGAGGAUGAGGAAGAAGAGGAAGAUGAGGAAGAGGAGGAAGAAGAGGACGACGACGAUGACGACGUUGAGGGCCAGCCAUCAAGGAAGCGAAGGAAAAGGAGACGCAACCAGUUCAUCGACGUGGAAGCAGAAGUAGACGAAGAUGAUGAGGAAGAGCCGGAAGAGGAGGACGAUCUACCAGGCGAGGAGAUGCAUCCUGAUGACUUACAGGAACUUCCGCCUGGCGCUGAUCGAGACGACCGUAUGCAUCGUGAGCUCGACAGGCAGCGCGAACAGCAAGAUGCCAUGGACGUAGAAGAGACUGCCGCACGACUCAAGGAGAGGUAUGGUCGAGCUUCGCGGGGGACUGGCACUGGCUCAGCGAUCGUUCCCCAGCGCUUGCUCCUCCCUAGCUCUAGCGACCCACGUAUCUGGCGAUUCAAGUGCAAACCUGGCAAGGAACGCGAAGCUAUUGGCAGGAUCCAGGAUCGCUUCAUCGAGCGUCAAGGAUCUCGAGAAGCGCUAAAGAUCAUCACAGUCUUUGAGCGAGGUGCAACUAUUCCCGGACACGUUUAUGUGGAAGCAUACAAGUUGGACGACAUUAUGCCAGCUGUGGAUGGUAUCCAGCAUAUGUUCCUCGGAACAAAACCAUUGAUGGUGCCAGUAGAAGAAAUGCCUGAUCUGCUAAGAACGAAGAAAAGCAAACAAUUGGAGCCUGGCAUGUACGUCCGACCGAAACGUGGUCUGUAUCAGGGCGAUCUUGCCCUUGUUGAGGACGUCGAGCCCAAUGGCACGCAGAUCACGCUCAAGAUUGUUCCUCGACUGGAUUACGGUCUAUCGGAGGAUGCAAAUGCCGCUGCGUUGUACGAGCCUGACGGAUUUGGCGGUCAAAAGCGCAAGAGAUUGCCCAAAGUUUCCACUCAACGUCCACAACCUCGACUAUUCAGCGAAAACGAAGCAAGAAAGCGCCACAAUAGAUUAGUGCAAAGGAAUGGUGGUUUAAGCAACAAUUCGUUCACUUACAACAACAAAACUUACGUGGACGGCUUCCUGCUAGAGACCUUCCAGGUCAAGGGAGUACUUUCAGAAGACGUUAACCCGACCUUGGAGGAAGUGACGAAAUUUGCAUCCGGAGCCGAUGACGGAACCGAGAAUCUGGAUCUUGCUGCUCUCUCUGCAACUUUGAAAACAACCUCGGGAACCGAUUAUCUGCCAGGCGACAAAGUUGAGAUCUUCCGUGGUGAGCAGAAAGGCCUCAGUGGUCAUGCUGUGCAGGUCUAUGGUGAUGUGGUUAGAAUGCAGGUGGACGAAGGUCCGCUCACUGGCGACAUCAUUGAAGCGCCCAUCCGCGACUUGAGGAAGCUGUUCCGAGAGGGUGAUCAUGUCAAGGUCAUCGGAGGCAGCAAAUAUCACGAUGAAGUCGGCAUGGUUGUCCGGGUCAAAGAUGACCGCGUUACCAUUCUCACCGACAGCAAUCAACAGGAGCUUAUGGUUUUUAGUAAGGAUCUUCGCGAGGCCACGGACAGCGGUGGAAUGAUGGGAUUUAGCAAAUUCGAUCUCUACCAGCUUGUGCAACUUGACGCGGCGACCGUGGGCUGCGUCAUUAAAGUGGAUCGCGAAACCCUGCGAGUUAUUGAUCAAAACGGCAGUGUCCGCACUGUACUGCAAUCCAGCAUCUCAAAUGUGCUCAGCAACAACCGCGGAGCAGAAACUGUUGCCACUGAUCGUGAUGGCAAUGAGAUGAAGAAGGAUGAUACUGUUAAGGAAUGGAGUGGCGAGCAGCGCGGAGGUCGCGCGAUCCACUUACAUCGUGGAUUUGCGUUUGUUCAGAACCGCGAGAGCCGCGAGAAUUCAGGCAUUUUCGUCACGAGAUCGAACAACUUGAUCACAGUCGCAGGCAAAGGUGGUCGGAUCGGCAACGGUCCAGAUUUGACGAAGAUGAAUCCAUUGCUGAAGCAGGGUGGCGGUGGUCCAGGAGCGGCCAUGCCGCCACCACAGCGUGGUCGCGACAAGCUCAUUGGCAGGACGGUUAAAAUUCGUGCUGGACCGCAGAAAGGCAUGAUCGGCAUUGUGAAGGACUCUACCGCGCUUGGCGCCAUCAUUGAGUUGCACGGAAAGAUCAAAAAGAUCACCUUGCCCAAGGAAAAGUUGGCCGUCAUUGACCCUCAAACCGGCGCCGUGGUUCACGCUGAUGCUCAAACAUUCGGUACCGGUCGACCACCACCGCAGAUGCAGCGAGGUCCUGCCCCUGGUGGCCAAACUCCAAGCCGAGGCUUCGGCUCGACCCCUAUGCAAUCCGGUGGCAGGACACCUGCGUACGCAAUGCAAGGCGGACGGACUCCAGCAUGGAAGCAAGACACUGGCUCGCGCACACCAGCGUAUGCCAGUGGAGGACAGACUGCCUACGGCAACGGCGGACAGACAUCUUACGGCGGCGCCACGAGCUAUGGAGGCGGUGGAGGAAGCUCCCAAUCAACAUGGAACCCCAACAGCGGCGGCGGCAGAACCCCAGCCUACGUCUCUGGCUCGAAAACACCAGCGUAUGCAGGCGGUCUUGAGGCUCCUACUCCUGGGUUCAGCGCGCCUACGCCAGGAGCUGGUCAAUACCAGACUCCUGCGGCCUAUGCUACACCCGGUGGCUUCCCCGAAACCCCAGCAGCCUAUCCCGAGACACCUGCUGCAGAUGACGGCCCGAGAUAUGAGUAG